GAAUUGAACAGUACUUUAUUGGUUAGCUUAACUAUACACACACUAUAUUAUUCUAUUUGUAAUCAAUCACGACGCUAAUCUUGAUAAUUGAAAUAUUUAUUUUAUAAAGUUUUUAUUAAUGUGAAUAAUAAACAUGAAACGAUAAAAACUCGCAGGAAAAAGUAUUUUCAUUCAAAUAUAAGUGAUUGUAUAUUUGUAAUUUCAUUCAAAUUGUAAGUAAAAACUAUUUCAAAAUUUCAAAGAUUCAAUAAAUCGUUAAAAAAAUUAUUAUGGAAGAAAUUGUAUUAACUCCUGUAAAAAAAUCUACGAAAAGAGAGAAAGCAUCGGUUGGUGCUUUAAUUCAUAGAACACCUUUAAAACAACAAAAUGGAUCAAAACUUUUUCAAGAAAAUAAAGAAUCACUAGCUAUUCUUUCAAAUCAUUUUACUCCGCCAUCUAGAGUAACAAAAUUUAUUGCUUCAAAUCCCUUUGAUGUUGAAUUGACGAAUCGAUUACAUUUAUCUGUAAUUAGUCCAACGAUCUUCAAAAAGGUUUCACCGAAAGCUCAAGAUUCUCCUCUUACAUGGACCAUUGAUGAGUUAGCACGGUUACAACCUGUCAAAAUUGAAGAGUGUCCAGUUCAACAAGUACAUUACACUGAUCCUGAAUUAGAAUCAAAAGCUCAAGAAGCUAUAAAUAAAUUCUUUUAUGAAAAUCAGAUUCAUCCUAGCCCAUGGAAUAAUAAGAGGGAACCAUUGAAGCCAUUAAUAACAAUAACUCCGAAAAAUUUGAGUUCUGUAUUAGAUACAACGCCUGAAAUCGAAAAAAAGACAAAAAACUGUUGGACUCAAACAACAUUAUCUUUUCCACCAAAUCUUCCGGAUCAUGUAAAAGAAAUAUUGGAACCGUAUUUUAAUUUUAAUCAAGAUCAGCAACAACAAACUGACGAUAGUGCUGAUGAAAGUAGCUCUAGUAAUAGUUCAUUCCGAAGGAAAUUAUUUAAUCAUGACGAAUCUGUAGAUGAUGAUAGUAAUUGUUCUUUAAUUUUAUCGCCGAUUAAAUCGAAUGUUAGUCCACUUCGAUGUGGCAUGCUGGUUCAUUGUACUCCUCAAAAGAGAUUCCCAUUAAAUAUGCAAAGAUCUUAUGACACGCCUAUUAAAAAGUCAGAUAGGUUAUUAUCAACACCUAAUAUGUCACCAAUCAAUAUGUCAUCAGAAAAUAUGUCAUGUCACAGCAUUCAGUCUCGAGGUCGGCUAGCUAUGCAAUUAGAUUUUAAUGGGCACAUGAGUAUAGAUAUGUCUAUUUCUGAAGAAAAAGAAUCUGACUUCAAAAUCGCUGAUGCUUCUGAUAACGAGAAUGAAAUAAUUGAUGAAAUAAAAAAUGAAAACUCAUUUAACAAUAAAAAUGAAACAGUUGAGAUGAUUUCUCUUUCAAGAGAAGUCAUGCCUCUUCAAGAUUGUACGAACAAAAAUAAUAGUGUGGCAACAAAAUUAAAAAAUACAGGCGAUUGGUAUAUGAGUUAUUCAAAUGAAAGUUAUAAAUUACAACGGAAUAUAACAUCAGCUGGACACAAUGAAAAUAGUAGUGUCUUUGCUGUAACACAAGAUACUGGAUAUCAAACUUAUAGUAUACAUAAUAACACUAGUAAUAUACAUAAUCGUAGUACAACGCCAUUGAAAAAAGCUCAUUACCAUCAUGAUUUUGAUAAUGGCAUGACUCCUAUAAGUGAAAUAAAAUUAUCUGACUGGCAAAAAAAUAUUGAAUCUAUGUUUAGUUCAACGCCUUCUAAAUCUGUACAGAAGAGAGCCAAUUUUUUAUAAAUCUAAGAUGUUUAUAGAGAUAAAUUUUUUUAUAACGACGUUCAUACAACUAAAAGUAUUUGUAAAAAAAAAAAUU
Molecule: messenger RNA, 1875 nt
Organism: Chelonus insularis
Lineage: Eukaryota; Metazoa; Arthropoda; Insecta; Hymenoptera; Braconidae
Gene: bora
Product: aurora kinase A activator-like protein bora
Exons: 5
Coding region: 270-1799 (509 amino acids)
Biological process (GO): regulation of mitotic nuclear division; regulation of mitotic spindle organization; activation of protein kinase activity
Cellular component (GO): cytoplasm; nucleus
Molecular function (GO): protein kinase binding
Source: RefSeq, a predicted model, not a curated record